CAGAAGAGGACAGUUUCGUGCCGAGUGUCGAACUGAUCGCAGUGAUCGGUACCAUUUGUGGCUGUGAAAGGACGAGGAGCUAGUGCAAAGUUUGCAGUGAAUCAAUCUCAGUGUGAGUUACCAUGGUAGCUUGAACUGAAGAGUGGAGGUUCGAAUACGAUCGAAACCGACGACACAGUGUUAUGAUGGAGCUCGGUAAUAUGCUAUCCCGACUGAUUCUGUUCGGUUGUUUGGUUCAUCUUUCCACAUCGUUGCCUUUCUCCUUUCCGGAUGGAAGUAGUAGCAGUAGCGUCAACGGUAGAAGCCUUUCCUCUUCCGGCACAUCCAGCACAUCAAAUCGACGGCAGGAAGCAUUCGAGGGGCGCAGCAUACGUGGGAACGGAGCAGCAUCCAACAAACAUCAAUUCCCCGACAUCUACAGCCGGUAUCAGGUGCACGAGAAUGAGCCCGAUCCUCCGGGAUUGAGACCGACCGCAGGUGCUUAUCUCAAUCGUCCUGGCUCGAUCACUCCUCCACCUCCGCGCUAUACAACGCGAUCGGAUCGUCCAAAUGCGGCGUAUAACCGUUUGCCACCAUCUAAAAACGACGAACCGAUACAGGCCGAACCGGCCGGAGACUAUGACGACGGCGAUGAUGACGAUGUCGGCGAGGAAGAGGAACAGCCGGACAAGCCGGUGGUUAGUGCAUCGCCCGCAUUCAACAGGCCACCGAUCGUAGGAGGAGGCGGUGGUGGUGGUGGAGUAGCAUCCAACACGAUCAACAACCUGUUCUACGGCUUUAACGACAAGUUUGGAGGUCUGACGGAUGGACUCACGUCACUGUUUGGGGAAAACAGACACAAGUUUAAGUACAAGCGACGCAAACCGGGCCAGCCCUGCAUCCCCUACAGUUUGUUUCACAAGCUCAAGUAUGGCCGAGAUCUGCAGGGCAAUCCGGUUGAUCCGAAAACGCUCCUUCCGCACCUGAAUCUUGUGCUGGCCGACGUGAACUACUAUGCGCCCAACAAUAAUUACGGUGGCGGAGAUCACGCGGCGGACACCGGAACGGCUGGUGGAGCUGUGUUUAACAACCAUUUCUACGAUGCCGUUGGGGGAUAUCCUUGUCAGGGCAUUUCCUUCGGCGGAGGCGGAGGUGGUGGUGGUGGCGGUUUAUUUCCUCACAAACCGUUCAAGCCGCACCGUCCGCACGGUGGACCGCUCGGGUUCUUCGGCCAGGGUGGCCUGUUCGAUUGGGUGUCGUCCGCCGAUCAGGUACAACAGAGUGAUGAAGGUGUCGGGGAAACAGGCAGCGGCAAUCGACCAACGGUGGUGUUUAAUCUGAACGACGCCAUUGAUUCAGUGGCUACCAAUUGGAAACCGGGCGAAGGAUUUCAGAUGAUGAUGAGCGUGAUUGCGAACUUUAUCACACAAGUCGCUGGUGGAGCGGCAGCACCGGUAGCAGACGUUGCCACCGAUGUACGGAAGAUUAAUCGAGAAUUUUUCAGUCUGUUUGGUUAAAAGGGCUGUUGUUAUUGUUAUCGUUGUUCGUUGAUGUUUAGAAAAUAAGUAAAUUGUACACCAUGACAUCAGAUUGCAGUGAAUAAAACAAAUUAAAUUGUGAUUGUUACAAAAAUGUGUCUAAUGUAGAAGUUGCUUGAUAAUUUCGUAUCUUUGUCUUUUUAUCCU
Molecule: messenger RNA, 1664 nt
Organism: Anopheles arabiensis
Lineage: Eukaryota; Metazoa; Arthropoda; Insecta; Diptera; Culicidae
Exons: 3
Coding region: 183-1496 (437 amino acids)
Source: RefSeq, a predicted model, not a curated record